AGGUGAUAUUUGACAGGCUGCGCGCGGGCGAGCUGCCGCGGAGCGCCCAGCAGGGGCUGACAGCAUGGCCUCGCCCGACCCGCCGGUCACCAGCUAUGCCCCGUCCGACGUGCCCUCGGGGGUCGCGCUGUUCCUCACCAUCCCUUUCGCCUUCUUCCUGCCGGAGCUGAUAUUUGGGUUCUUGGUCUGGACCAUGGUAGCCGCCACCCACAUAGUAUACCCCUUGCUGCAAGGAUGGGUGAUAUAUGUCUCGCUCACCUCGUUUCUCAUCUCCUUGAUGUUCCUGUUGUCUUACUUGUUUGGAUUUUACAAAAGAUUUGAAUCCUGGAGAGUUCUGGACAGCCUGUACCACGGGACCACUGGCAUCCUGUACAUGAGCGCUGCCGUCCUACAAGUACAUGCCACGAUUGUUUCUGAGGAACUGGACCCAAGAAUUUACUACAUUAAUUCAGCAGCCUCGUUCUUUGCCUUCAUCACCACGCUGCUCUACAUUCUCCAUGCCUUCAGCAUCUAUUACCACUGAUGCACAGGCGCCACGCCAAGGGGGAAAUGCUCUUUGAAAGCUCCAAUUAUUGGUCCCCAAAAGCAGCUUCCAACGUUUGCCAUCUGGAUGAUAAACUAAAACGUCCACAGGAUUAACAGAAUGUCCUUGCAGACUGAGCGAUGACACCACAUUUUCUUUGGACAUUGAAAUUCACUCUGCUGAAUAGGAGGAAGCUUUUCUUUUUCCUGGGAAAACAACUGUCUCUUGGAAUUAUCUGACCAUGAACUUGCUCUUCUAGACAACUCACAUCAAAGCCCUCACUCCACUAAUGGAGAAUCCUAGCCCCACUAAUGCCAAGUCUGUUUGGGGAUUUUGCCUCAGCUAUGGGCUUCCCUAGAGUAGGUCCAGGGGAAUACUCAGUCUGAUUCUCUCUCUCUUUUUUUUUUUUUUUUUGAGAUGGAGUCUCGCUCUGUCCCCGAGGCAGGAGUGCAUUGGCGCGAUCUCCACUCACUGCAAGCUCCGCCUCUCGGGUUCACGCCAUUUUUCUGCCUCAGCCUCCCGAGUAGCUGAGACUACAGGUGCCCGCCACCACGCCUGGCUAAUUUUGUUGUAUUUUUAGUAGAGACGGGAUUUCACCAUAUUAGCCAAGACGGUCUCGAUCUCCUGACCUCGUGAUCCACCCACUUUGGCCUCCCAAAGUGCUGGGAUUACAGGCGUGAGCCACCGUGCCCUGCCUGAUUCUCUUAAAAUUGAAGAGGUGCCGCCAAGGCCUUCAGAUCUAACGCAGAUGCACAGACCUUGUUCCUGGCACUUGUUCAGCCUGUGCUGGGGAGCCGCGGUCCCGCGUUCCCGGGGAGGCUGUCAGGGUCAAGCCACCCUGCCCACCACCCUCCCACUUCCCCUCCCCUUUCCUCUCCAGCAUUGGGAUCCAAGGAAAAUCUGCAUGAAGCCAAUGUUGAGGGUAGAUGUGUGUGGAAAAUAAAUCAUUAUACAGUAAGACCUGGGGCUUGAGGGGUGGGGAAUGGGGAGGGAAGGGCAUAGCCUGCUCCUCCAUGAGUCUGACAGCUCAGAAACUGCGCAGCUGCCAGAUGCCUGGGUCAGGACUCCAAGACCCCACCUCUUAAGGACUAGAAAAUGCCUGGUUCCUCAGAAAAGACCCUCAGGGAAGAAGGUGAAAACAUUACAUCCAAGGAUUCUCCUGCCACAACCACAUUGGAAGAAAAGGCUGCCACAUCAUCUCAGCGAGGAGUGAAGGACCCAUGUCCCAGGAACCGCGCUCCUCCACCUGCACUCACCCCCCUCACAUUGUCUUAAGCACCCGGUGGCCCUCCAAGGCCUGGCGGAAUGGUGGUCCCACGGGGUUGGGCAAGGGCUCACCAGGACCUCAACGGACAAAGUUGUGCACACUAAAAUAUCAAAUCAAGGUGCUUGGUUUUAAAGUAAAUGUUUUUCUAAAGAAAGCUGUGCUCUUCUGCUGACCCAGAUGAAUAGGGCACAGCCCUGUAACUGCACGUGCCUUCUGUCAUUGGGAAUGAAAUAAAUUAUUAUGAGAAAGGGACUUGUCCUAACUGGUUUGAGGCCUUACAGUUUUGUAUCAACCUUUUUCCCCUCCUGGGGUUUGCGGGGACAGGGACAGAACUACAGGAGUCAUGGGAAAGAAAAUUCUGGCUUCACUACUGCUCACUGCUCACUUUCUGAUCACUCUGAUACUUUUUUUUUUUUUUUGCAACCUGAUACCUUGAAAAGCUUCCAUGUGUCUCUCCUUUUGUUGCCUGGCAGCUGUCUAGGAUGAUCACUGUUUAAUAUUUACUAAGUAGCCACAUGCAAAUAAAAGUUGUUUGUGUGGUAAAAAGGA
Messenger RNA from Pongo pygmaeus (Bornean orangutan), 2339 nucleotides. It is a transcript of the gene MALL, whose product is annotated as mal, T cell differentiation protein like. Gene Ontology annotation, cellular component: membrane. The record is from RefSeq and is a predicted model, not a curated record. Bases 65 to 523 code for a protein of 152 amino acids. Gene Ontology annotation, biological process: myelination. Gene Ontology annotation, molecular function: structural constituent of myelin sheath. Lineage: Eukaryota; Metazoa; Chordata; Mammalia; Primates; Hominidae. The transcript is spliced from 4 exons.